GUCAGCAAAGGAUGUUCCUGACAUCCCGGACAUCUGUCAGAAACAGUGCUUGGGCGAUACGAUGCACACGUUCUUGCAUCUCCAGCUUCUCCGGGGUCAAAGAUCCCCGAACAGAGUUAGCCCAGGCUCAAGCUCCCGUCGGCCUCUUGCAGCUGCCUCGCACGCGCGGGGAAAGGUUGCGGCAUUUGGAGAUCCUCGACCAAGUUCCAUUCGAUCUCGUUAAUGCUUACCAGGAACGUGAGGCGGAGCGAGGUCAGCUUGUUGGUGCAGCUCGAGGCCCCAUCGGGAAGAUCCUGAGACGACAUCGACAGGAUGAUUCGACGACUUUGAUCCGAACAAUGCUCAAGGCAUGUGUGGAGAAACGCUGGGAUCCGAUGCUCUGGGACACUUUCGUGGAAGCCGUGCAGACAGAGCAGCAUCGGCUGACUCCCAGCGAUAUUGGUCUUGUCUUGUUCUGCUUCAUGAAGGCCGACUAUCGACGUGACGCGUCCCUUGUCCCAGGGCUGCUGAGGAUCUUGGCCUCUCUUGCCGCGAUGCCAGCUGCAUCUCCUCGGGCUGCACCCGGACAUGCUUCGAACACGCUGGCGACGGUCGCCACAGCAUCCCUUCCCACAAGUGGGCGGAAGCAUCGGAGAAAAAGCAUGCAGACAGGCGCUCUGAAGGCGAGGCCGGGGGCGCGUCCUGCGAAGAAGGCGUCCUUUCCUGAGUAUGCUUUGCUUGCGAGCUUUGCCGCGGCCCAGAGCUUUAACUUGGGCAAGGCCUCCGCGGAUGACCUGGCCAAGUUGUGUACUCGAGCUUUGCAGAGUUCUUCUGAACUUUCAGGCCGUGUCCUGUGUCGAUUGGUGCACCACAGCGGCAGUCUUAUCCAGGCGACUGGAGGAUGCGGCCCUGCAUUGAAACUGCUGUUGGGGAUGCAGAAGGAGCUUCGCCAGCGUCUACUGGCUCAGCACGCAGGAGCAGAAGCGGCAAUAUCGGCAUCUGAUCUAUGCCUGGUAGCGCAUGCCUACGCGCAGAUUCCGCAGCGAGCGGACAAAGGCUUGUUUCAGGAAAUUGAGAAGAGACUACUGGAUGGUGCAUCGCUUGUCGAGCUCAGUGCUGGUGAGCUGUCCAACCUGGCCAAUGCAUUCUCAAAGCUCUCGGAUGUGGAGCGGAGCGGACAUGUGGAGCUAUUCCACAGGUUGGGAUACCAGCUACUGAGCGUGUCAAGUUCAAUGGAGCCAGGAGACGUGAGGGGCCAGGCAGAGACACAGCUGCGGACAGCCUCCGUUGCCUUGAAUGCAUUCUCGUCAGCAUCGGUUCGGCAUGAACCGUAUUUCGUCGCUUGCCAAGAGAACCUGCCGGCACUGCUGCAUUCGCCGGAAUGCGACAUGCGCCAGCUUGCCAUGAUAGCACAUGCUUAUGUUCGCGUCAGCCUUCUGCAGAGUUCCCUUCUUCCCUUGAUCUGGGACCGUGCGAGCCGCCUUGCAACAUCCUGUGAUGGCCAAAGUGCUUCGCUCAUCAUCUUCGCAGCCACCAAGGCUUCGGCAGUGAGCCAACCUUCAGGCAUGGGCUUGCUGCACGCAGUGUCUUCGCGUUUCCUGGACUUGCUCAAAGGAGACGUUGGGCGGGUCUCACCACAAAACCUCGUUGUGACUGCGUACGCGCUUGCGAGAGGUGGCUCUGUAAAUUCCGUGUCUCACGAGCUGUGGAUUCUGAGUGCAGAGCGCGGGGUGGAUGGACUCAACCAUCUGUCACUCUCUGAGGCCGCAAACUUGGGUGCUGCUCUCGCAGAGGUGUACAAGACGAUGCAGGAUGGGACGACCAGCCGGCAGGCGUUCAUGAGGUAUUUUCUGGCACUGUCCCAACGCUUGGAGCGCGAGUUUUCAGGUGCCACCACCAGGUGUCCUUCGCCUGAAGCUGUGGCCAAGCUCGUAACCGCUUUCGGAGAUGUCCGCUGCCACGAGGCCGCCGGCAUUUCGCAGAGGAUAAGCAGGAAAUGUUUACUGCCUGUGCUGCUGCGCAGCUCGACGCUGCCAGUUCGCUCUGUGGCCCAGGCACUGUCUAAUCUUCAGGAUGUUGCCUUCGUAGAAGAUCUGCACAGGUCGUACCCUCCCUCUCGAUUGACCCGCUACAAGUGCCCGCAUGGUAUGGAGGUGUCAGCUGUGAGGAGACUGUGGUGCGUGCCAUGGUUGAAUGCGGGGGUCCACAUGUGCGAAGCACAGGCCAAGCACGCAGGAGUCAAAGAGCUUCUGGCCGGCCGUCUACGCUCACUGCAGGUUUUGCAGGACAUCUGGGCGGCAGGUGAUGCCGCGGGGCUUGUGCAAGUGCUGGAGGCAUGUGGGGAUGACUCCUUGACAGCAGCUUGCUUGAAUCGUUUCGUGCUGACUCCAAAUCCACUUCCGGUACAGUCAUUGGCGAGGCUGCUGCCGCUGGCGCAGAAACUCUCCCAGGCGGACUGCGAGGAGCAUGCUGUGGCCGCUGUGCGCUUUGCCCUUCAUAACUUGAGGGUCUCCUGGCCCGCCAUCGCAAAGCUUCUCAGAAGUGUGUCAACUCCAAGAGUGGUCCUCGAGUCCUGCGAGGAGGCGGUGCUUCGCCUCCAGUCCUUGUACUCCACGGUGAAGGCGCUCUCCCGAUCGGUGAAGGUCUCGAAGACCAGCGGGCCGCUGGUCCCGCUUUGCAAGAAGCUCAAAGUGAGCCUGGAGGAGGCCCUGGUCGGUGCUGGACGGCUUCGCAGUUGA
This is a messenger RNA of Symbiodinium sp. CCMP2456, 2717 nucleotides long. NCBI's taxonomy places the organism in Eukaryota, Dinophyceae, Suessiales, Symbiodiniaceae. The record is from the annotation of a GenBank genome assembly.